This is a messenger RNA of Musa acuminata subsp. malaccensis (wild Malaysian banana), 456 nucleotides long. The record is from RefSeq and is a predicted model, not a curated record. Lineage: Eukaryota; Viridiplantae; Streptophyta; Magnoliopsida; Zingiberales; Musaceae.
AUGGACAACGGAUCCCAGUUCGCCAGCACAAGGUUCCGAGAGUUCUGCGCGAACUAUGGGAUUCAGUUGAGGUACAGCUUGGUCGCCCACCCCCAGACAAACGGGUUGGCCGAGGUGACCAACCGAUCUAUUUUAGAUAGACUCAAGAGGAGAGUGUCUGCGGCCCGAUCCGCUUGGGUGGACGAGCUCCCGAGUAUCCUAUGGUCCCUACGGACCACCCCCAAAACCGCAACUGGAGAAUCCCCCUACAGCCUCUCAUAUGGGACCGAGGUCAUCCUACCCCCCGAAGUGGUUUUCCCUACCCCUCGGACGGAAAAGUACGAUGAAACGACUUCAGCCCAAGGGAUACGAGCCGGCCUCGACCUGCUCGAAGAGCGGCGUGCUGUCGCACACUUGAGAGACCUCUCCUACAAGAGAGUCGUCGCCAGAAUCUAUAACCGCAAGGUGCGACCUUGA